Molecule: messenger RNA, 545 nt
Organism: Drosophila navojoa
Lineage: Eukaryota; Metazoa; Arthropoda; Insecta; Diptera; Drosophilidae
Product: nuclear hormone receptor FTZ-F1-like
Source: RefSeq, a predicted model, not a curated record
ACCAAUACCAAUACCAAUACCAAUAACCAAACCAUGGUUAACAUUGAAACGCUUAAUAGCAUUGAUCCACUGUUACUCCAAAAGUCAAACCAGGUGGAGUACCACCAGUUAAAGCCAUUGAAUGGAUCCGUGUCAGCGCGGGUUGUGAGCUCUUCUGGAUUUUUAAGCUCCACAACAGCACAGCUAUUGGACUUUGAGGUAGUACCGAGCAGUAACAGCAAGGACGCGGUUGUGGCAGUUAGCAAUGGAAUGGCUGACACAACAACAACACUAGCUGCAGUAGCAGCAGCGGGGGCGACGUCAGCCCAUCGAAGAUCGCUGCAUAGUAUCGAUGAGCUGGCGGCCAGUUCGUGUGAUGCAACGAAAGUCAACACCACCACCAUUGCAACGCAGGUGCAACAGCAACAGCACCAACAACAUCAGGCAGGAAAUCUCAGUGGAUCCAAUAUUAGCUCCGACGAUGAGUCUAUCUCAGAGGAUGAAUUUGGUCUUGAGAUCGAUGACCGAGGGGGUAAGUAGUCUAAUUUUAACAACUAGUUCCGCAA